Molecule: messenger RNA, 2775 nt
Organism: Sphaerodactylus townsendi
Lineage: Eukaryota; Metazoa; Chordata; Lepidosauria; Squamata; Sphaerodactylidae
Gene: P2RX1
Product: purinergic receptor P2X 1
Exons: 11
Biological process (GO): monoatomic cation transmembrane transport; response to ATP
Cellular component (GO): plasma membrane; nuclear inner membrane
Molecular function (GO): ATP binding; purinergic nucleotide receptor activity; extracellularly ATP-gated monoatomic cation channel activity
Source: RefSeq, a predicted model, not a curated record
CCGAACCGAGAAGGGCUUUCCACUUGUGGGUGAAGAACCUCAGCCAGGUUUUUUCCAUGGGGCAGAAGUUCGUGGAGAGUUUGUCCUCGUUCUUCUUUGAAUAUGACACCCCUCGAAUGGUCCUGGUACGCAAUAAAAAGGUGGGACUUACCUUCCGGCUGAUCCAACUGGUAGUCCUGGCGUACAUUAUAGGGUGGGUUUUCCUGUAUGAGAAAGGCUACCAGUCCCGAGAUGGUAUUGUCAGUUCCGUAUCUGUAAAGCUCAAAGGGCUGACUCUUACAAAUGUCAGCGGGAUGGGCCCGUACAUCUGGGACGGCACCGAUUAUGUUUUCCCGCCUCAGGGAGACAGUUCCUUUGUGGUGAUGACCAAUUUCAUCAUCACUCAACGGCAGAAACAGGGACGGUGCCCUGAGAAUCCUGAAACUGGGAAGUGUGAGGAGGACAGUGAAUGCACUGAAGGAAAGUACCUUCGCGGAGGUACAGGUAUCAUGUCUGGGAAAUGUGUGAAUUUUAGCAACACAAUAAAGUCCUGUGAAAUCUUUGGCUGGUGCCCAGUAGAGAUUGAUGACGUGGUCCCCAAGUAAGUUCACAUUCCUGUUCUAAUGACAUGAACCAUUAGUCUGCUCCUGUGUUUCACACUUGGGUUCUUAAUUUUUGGCAGGCGCAACCUCGUGGAGAGAGUGACCAAGCAGUACCUCAGGAACUGCACCUAUCACAAAGUCCGAGAUCCCUUGUGCCCUGUGUUUGAAUUAGGAUAUAUUGUGAAGGAGUCCGGACAGACAUUCUCUGCUUUGGCUCAGAAGGGCGGGGUCGUUGGGAUCACUAUCAGCUGGGAUUGUGACCUGGACUGGCCGGAGAAGUACUGUAUCCCCAUUUACAAUUUCCAUGGACUGUAUAAUGAUAAUAACCUCUCCCCUGGCUUCAACUUCAGGUAUGCCAGGUAUUACCAAGAAAACGGGAGUGACGUAAGGACCCUGUUCAAGGUGUUUGGAAUCCGCUUUGAUAUUCUGGUCAAUGGAAAGGCAGGAAAAUUUGACAUUAUUCCAACUAUGACCACCAUAGGCUCUGGGAUUGGCAUCUUCGGGGUGGCUUCUCUCCUCUGUGACCUGCUUCUACUACAUUUCCUGCCCAAGCGCAACUAUUACAAGCAGAAGAAGUUCAAGUAUGCGGAACAGGACUCCCUCAAACAGAUUUUAGGAUUUGCACUGAACACAGACCCCAUCUUGUCUCCACCUCUUAUCCACUGCCAACGGCUUCUAUCAGCCUGAACAAAUGCCUACUGAAUUUGCCUACUGAAUUCACCUUUCUCCUGGACUUUUGUCUCCUCUGAGGAUGGGGAGAAGGGGCUCUAAGGAAUCCUCGGAAAGCAUUUGAGCAGUCCUGGUGAACACUAAGAAAGCGCUUGAAGAGAAAUCCGCAAAGGACAAAGCCGGAGUUUGACACCUACGACCCAAUGGCUGCUUUCUCCAUGGUGGAAUUGGAAACUUUCUUCUCAAGCAGUGAAGAUGAAUUAAGACAAAUUAAAUGAUCCAUCUGUCUGUACAACAGGUUCACACCCUUCCCUUCUUCCAAGGGAAGCACAUAUGUUUCAGGGCAGAUGUAUGCCGUUCACCCUUUCUCAAUGUUGUCAUCACAACAACUCUGUGUGAUAGAUUAGGCCGAGAAAAAGACCAGACCUCGACUGCAAAGUGAGGAUAUGAGCCUGGAUCUAGUUUGGUGCUCUAUCCACUGUACCAUGCUGCCUCUGGAAACACAAUAGAGUUUCUAUGGGAAGUGUAGGGCCUGAUUCAUGCUAGCCGUUGGCUACCCUGCAGGGACUUUGACUUGUGUGAACUGUCUGGACAUUUUUGGGGGAGCUGUGUAAUUCAUGAUGAACAGAUUGACAGCUUUUAGGUAAAAAGCACUGGUUUGGAAUCAGAGCAGAUCUACUUGAGAAACACAGACCGCCAGCAGAAAAAGAUGUCCUAAAGGUUAGCUGAAAUGCUCCAGGGUUUGUAAAUGUCUUCCCUACAAGGCAAAGUUAGAAUAUUUGUGGAUUUUUCGUUUAAGAAAAAGGAAGAACAGGAAAGAAAUGGGAGGGACCCACCACCACUGCCUGCUGCAUCCCAGUGCACCCGACAUCGUUGCCACCUAUACAAUUGUGCUGGGUAUACUGAAAGUCGAAUGAGAGACUUCUUCUUCCAUAAUCUUAGAAUUUGGGGGCACUCAAUUAAAUUGUCAGGCAGUAGGUUCAAAAGACGUCUUUGCAGAGCGUGUAAUUCACUUCUAGAACUCAGGGCCACAAGAUACAACAAUGGCCACCAGGUUAGAUGGCUCCAGAAAGAUAUUAGACCAGUUCUUGGAGGAGAAAUCUACCAGUGGCUGUUAGCCAUAUGACGAAGCGGAACCUCCAUGCUCAGUGGCAGUGUACCUUUGAAUGCCAGCCAUGGAAUUGGGGAAAUUAGCAAAGCAAAGGCUUCUGGGUUUCUGUGAGGCUGUUUCUGAACUACAGUUGGAAACAGGAUGCCAGUUCACAUGCUUGAACUUUGGCCUGAUCCAGCAAGACUCGUCUUAUGUUCUUCUCCACAAGUUUCUUAAUUGUGCAACUGAAUAAUUGGACGACACUCACAUGCAGGCAGACACACUUUUCCUAGACACAAACGCUACGGCCCCUUUCAGUCAACUGCACUUAGAAAAAUUUCCUGUGCACGUGUCUAGGGGGAAGCAACGUUGCCAAGGGUUGUUUUGUAAUAAUAGACUUUAUUUUUUAAGAAAAAGAAUGAAAUAAACCUCUAG